Messenger RNA from Micromonas commoda, 2136 nucleotides. RefSeq names its product GTP binding/translation elongation factor protein. Lineage: Eukaryota; Viridiplantae; Chlorophyta; Mamiellophyceae; Mamiellales; Mamiellaceae. Bases 1 to 2136 code for a protein of 711 amino acids. The transcript has a single exon. Gene Ontology annotation, cellular component: ribonucleoprotein complex; cytosol. Gene Ontology annotation, molecular function: GTP binding; GTPase activity. The record is from RefSeq and is a predicted model, not a curated record.
AUGGGAGGCUGGGCGCGCGGAUCCCGCGCGGUGCUCCGCGGGAUCGCGCUUUUGAGCGGGCGCGCCUUUCCCGCGCCCGCGGGUGCGCCGGCCGGUGCGACGGCCGCGGGAGCGCGAUGGUCCUCGCGCGGGAUGUUCGGCGGCGGUGCCCACUGCCGACGCGGUUUCGCCGCGACCGCCCCCGCCGCCGACGACGACCACGGCUCGGACGAGAACAACGUCCGCAACUUCGCCAUCAUCGCGCACGUCGACCACGGCAAGACCACGCUGCUGGACACCCUGAUGCGGCAGGCGAACCAGGACGUCUCCACCGAGCGGCUCAUGGACAACAGGGAUCUGGAGCGCGAGCGCGGCAUCACAAUCUCCUCCAAGUACACCUCUUUCGACUACAAGGGCACCACGUUCAACGCGGUGGACACGCCGGGACACGCCGACUUUGGCGGCGAGGUGGAGCGCGUGCUGGACAUGGUCGACGGGUGCCUGCUGCUCGUGGACUGCAUCGAGGGGCCGAUGGCGCAAACCAAGUUCGUGUUGGGCAAAGCCCUUAAGAAGGGCCUCAAGCCGAUCGUCGUGCUCAACAAGGUGGAUAGACCGGCAGUCACGGAGCGGGGAUGCGCGGAGGUGGAGAGCAAACUCUUCGACCUAUUCGCCGCGAUGGGCGCGUGCGACGAGCAGCUGGACUUCGCCGUCGUCUACGCGUCCGCCCGCGCCGGCGUGUGCUCCGACGACCUGGCCGCCGCUCGAGAGAUGUGCGCACGGGUAGAAUCGACGGAGGACACCUCGGGGGACAUGUCCGCGCUGCUCGACGCGCUGAGGGAGAGGACGCCCCCGCCGCUCGGCUCUCGCGCGGAUCCGUUCGCGCUCCUCGUGUCCAUGAUCGAGCACGACCCGUUCGUCGGCAGGCUCGUCACCGGCCGCGUGGCGAGCGGCGAGGUGAAGGUUGGGGACCGGGUCAAGGCGUUGACCGCGGCGGCGGCGGCGGCGGGAGCCGACGGCGCCGCCUCGGGUACCCCCGGCGCGCUCCAGCGGGAGAGCGGCCGCGUGACCAAGCUCUUCACCAGUAGGGGCGGCGUGAGGCACCCGCUGGAGCGCGCCGCCGCCGGGGACAUCGUCUCCGUCGCGGGCCUCUCCGGAGCCACCGUGACAGACACGGUUUGCGACGCCGCGGUGACGGAACCGCUUCCGGCUACGCCCAUCGACCCGCCGACGUUGCGGAUGACGUUCGGCGUCAACGACAGCAGCUUGGGCGGGCGCGAGGGUAAGUCCCUGACGGGGCGGCAGAUCUGGGACAGGCUCGUCGCGGAGGCGGAGACCAACGUGGCGCUCCGGGUCCUCCAGGUCGCUGACGGCGGAGGCGACAGGUUCGAGGUUCAGGGCCGCGGGGAGUUACACCUCGGCGUCCUGAUCGAGACGAUGCGACGCGAGAAGUUCGAGCUCUCAAUCUCCCCGCCCGCGGUGUUGUUCAGGCAGUGCGAGCAGACCGGGCGGCGGCUGGAGCCCAUCGAGGAGCUGACGUGCGAGGUUGAGGAGACGCACUCGGGCGGCGUCAUCGAGGCUAUCGUUCAGCGAAAAGGGGAGAUGACGGACAUGGCCAUCGGCGCCGGGGAAGGCGGCCGGACGCGCAUGACGUUCACGUGCCCCUCCCGAGGGCUCAUCGGGUUCAGGCAGGUGUUCAUCAACGAGACGCGCGGGACCGGGACGCUCACCCGAGCGUUCCACGGCUACGAGCCGCACCGGGGGGCGAUGGACAGGGUGCGUAAAGGCGCCAUCGUGUCCGUCGCGACGGGCGUCACCACCGCGUACGCUCUCGGUCAGCUCGAAGCCCGCGGAACCCUGUUCGUCGGGCCCAAGACGGAGGUGUACGAGGGGAUGAUCAUAGGCGAACACUCGCGGGAGGAGACGAUCGAGGUCAACCCGUGCAAGGAGAAGAAGCUGACGAACAUGCGAGCGUCGGGCGCGGAGGAGCAGGUUCGACUGACGCCGCCGAGGUUGAUGAGCCUGGAGGAGGCGAUCGGAUACGUGCAGGCGGACGAGCUCAUCGAGGUGACGCCCACGGCGAUCAGGCUGAGGAAGGCCGAGCUCAACUCGUCCAUGCGGAAGAGCAACGCGCGCAAGGCGGCCAAGAGCGCGGACUGA